AUGCAUUCACGACUGCUAUUGGAUCAACAGCAGCAGCAGCAUUUACAACAACAAUUGCAGCAUUUGAAUACCACGCCGAAUUUUCAGCAUCAUUUUUUGGAAAAGUGUCGUUGUGCGUCCCGAACACAAUUUGAUUGUAUACAGGGUCAUACUCAUCAUUUUCCGACAGGACAGCAGUAUCAUCAUCAGCAACAGCAUCAUCACCACCACUCUUCUACAACACGACAAAGCCACCACAAUCAAUUAUUAACGCCGGCAUAUCAAUAUUCAAAUUCGUACUAUCAUCAUUCACCACCAUCACAACAACAACAACAACACCAACAACAUUUACGACAGCAAUAUUGUCCAGCAAAUCAAUUGCAGCAUACAAGACAGCAACAACAACAAAAUCCAACAGCAACAACAACGCAACAAUAUUUGCAUUCGCAUACACGAAGACUGCAUCACACUUCGGCAGUAACCUCUCUCUCUCAGCAGCAGCAUCAGCAACAACACACAUCAACUCAAACAUAUUUUAAGCAACAACAGCACCAUACCAUAGUCCAGCAUUUGUAUCAACAGCAACAACAACAAAAUCAAUAUCAUCAUCGCCACCAUUCAACUCCCCAGCAUCCACCUGCCCACCAUCCUGCUCACAACCAUCCUCUAUCUCUUCAUCUAACUCCCCAUCCUCCUCCCCCUUGUGCACGUCAACCAUCUUCCUCCUCCUGCGCCACCCUCGUUGCCAACGUUCCCGCAAAUUGUUGUACAUCCAUAGCAGCCACUGCAGCAGCAGCUGCAACAUCAUCUCUAUCACCGGCAAACAGUUGUUCCUCACCUGCAACGAUAGCAACACCACCAACACCAUCGCCACUACCUCUACCUCCACCAAAUCCAUCUGCAACAAUGUAUCGGCGUCACAACAAUCUAUCCUAUUGUGGUGUAAGUCAAGAGCCGGGACAAAAUUAUCAAGUUCAAUAUGUGGAUACCGAAUUAUAUCACAGUAAUUCCAGUCAAUCACAAAUGACAUAUCCAUUUUGUCCCAUCGGAGAUUAUCAACCACCAAAUGGACAAUCGUACUACACAACUACCCACACAGCCAAUUAUUCCACAGCAGUUCCAUUAAAUGCCCCAGCAGUACCACAUCAUUCAACGUUGCCGUAUAUUGUGCCGACGGAAGAAACGUUGCUAUUGAAUGCCUCAUCACAGACGCACAGUCGUGAUUCGCCACACAGUCUAACAGAAGUUCCAUUUAUACCGGAUACUCAUAGUAGCUCACAAACGCCCACUUCGACCACUGCCAAUUCGGUGAAUGUGGGCAGUAUUGGUGCAAAUGGCGGUGGCGGCGGUGCUGGCACUGGUGGAGGCAGCAGUGGUGGCAGUGAUGUCUCACCUGACAAUGAGCAUGGCUUAAUGGGAAAUACCAAUAAAAUUGCUUCGGCAACGAUCAAAUGGUUAUCGAGAAAUUACGAAACAGCUGAGGGUGUAAGUCUACCCCGAUCCACUCUCUACAAUCAUUAUAUACAGCAUUGUAACGAAAGUAAAAUCGAACCGGUGAAUGCAGCGAGUUUUGGCAAAUUAAUACGAUCGGUAUUUUCCGGUCUGCGAACGAGGCGUUUGGGUACCAGAGGAAAUUCUAAAUAUCAUUAUUAUGGUAUCCGAAUUAAACCCGAAUCGAUAUUAAAUCAUAUGAUGGAUGAAAAACCGAAUACAUUUCAAACACAUCACCCCCACGCCCACCAUCAUCAACAUCAUCCGCAUUUGAAUCCGGCCAAUUUGACAUCGGAUCAAGCAACCAAUAAUAAUGCGGGGAAUAGUGGUGGAGGUCUCCAUCACAGUAGAGGGGGAAAGAAAACGCACACCUUUAAAUCGGAGACACAUGAGGCCUGUGGACAUUUCUUGGGCAAUGGUUCCGGAGCCAUACCACCCUUUCCACCCAUUGAAUUGGACAAUACCUUUGACAGUGAAUUAACACCGGACGAUGUGGAAACCUUUCGCUCCAUGUAUCGAGAACAUUGUGAAAAUUUCCUAGAUGCGGUACUCAAUUUAGAUUUCAAUACCAUUGAAUUUUUGUGGCGUGAUUUUUGGCGUGAAAAUGCCCAAGGUGACGAAUGUCACGAGGAAGAUAAGUAUUUAAGUAAAACGAAGCUGUAUCUCCUAUGCCACUGUGCAGGUGUUCAGAAAUUUGUGAGAGAGGUCGAUUAUCAAUUCUAUCAGAAUAUGGUUGAUGUCAUAAUACCGGAUGUGUUGCGUUCCAUACCCAAUUCUUUGACUCAGGCCAUACGUAACUUUGCGAAAAAUAUGGAAAUUUGGCUAUGCGAAUCAAUGAUUGGUGUUCCGGAACGUAUGGUCCAAAUUAAAUCAUCGGCGGUAUCGGCAUUUUGCCAAACCCUCAGGCGUUAUACAUCGCUCAAUCAUUUGGCCCAGGCAGCCAGAGCGGUGUUGCAAAAUAAUUCCCAGAUCACUCAGAUGUUGAAUGAUUUAAAUCGGGUGGAUUUUCAUAAUGUUCAGGAACAAGCCGCCUGGGUAUGCCAGUGUGAUCCUUCAUUGGUGCAACGUCUCGAAAAUGAUUUCAAAACCACACUACAGCAACAAUGUUCCCUGGAACAAUGGGCAGCAUGGCUGCAAGUGGUUGUUGACUCAGUACUGCAGGAACAUUUUGGUAAACCUAGCUAUGCCAAAGCGGCACGACAAUUUCUAUUAAAAUGGAGUUUUUAUAGUUCAAUGAUAAUACGUGACUUAACAUUGAGAUCUGCAUCGAGUUUUGGUAGUUUCCAUCUGAUACGCCUACUCUACGAUGAGUAUAUGUUCUAUUUGAUCGAACACAAGGUAGCGGAGGCUCAUCAAAAAACCGCCAUUGCAGUGAUAUGUGAUUUAAAGCAAAAAGAUGUUGAAUUUGAUUUUGGUUAUCAAUUGGAAUUUAUUACCUCGGAUUCAAUGUCAUCUGAACGUGGCGCAACCAAACGUUUGAAACAUGAAUGAGUUAUGU
Molecule: messenger RNA, 2968 nt
Organism: Musca vetustissima
Lineage: Eukaryota; Metazoa; Arthropoda; Insecta; Diptera; Muscidae
Gene: Rfx
Product: DNA-binding protein RFX2
Exons: 10
Coding region: 1-2961 (986 amino acids)
Biological process (GO): regulation of transcription by RNA polymerase II
Molecular function (GO): RNA polymerase II cis-regulatory region sequence-specific DNA binding; DNA-binding transcription factor activity, RNA polymerase II-specific
Source: RefSeq, a predicted model, not a curated record